UGUCAAUUAGUACUUGCCAAGAAGCAAACCAAAAACAGACAGCUAAAUUCUUCCACAACAAUGGCCCCUACUAGAUCAACAGGAAUUUUUCUUUGUCUCCUGAUUAUAAUUAUGGAUGUUGCAGCUGGGAUUCUUGGCAUAGAGGCUGAAAUUGCACAAAACAAGGUUCAGCACUUAAAAUUGUGGCUAUUCGAGUGUAGAGACCCAAGUCAGAAGGCCUUUCAAAUGGGGUUGGCUGCAGCCAUACUUUUGGGGCUAGCCCAUGCUAUAGUCUGUUUAAUGGGUGGCUUAAGUUGCCUUUGUUCUCAACAAGGGAUUAAUAGGGCUUCUUCAAACAAGCAAAUUUCCAUGCUUUGCCUUGUUUUAGCAUGGAUUGCAUUGGCUGUUGGAAUGAUCUUGCUGGUGAUAGGGACAAAAUCAAACCACGGUUCAAACGGUUCUUGUGGAUUCUCACACCAUCACUUCUUGUCCAUUGGUGGCAUUUCUUGUUUUGUUCAUGGCCUGUUCUCAGUUUUAUAUUACGGUUCUGCCACCGCCACAUUUAAUUAAGUAGUGUGUAAGAUAAUUUCUCGAGUGCUUUAUUGCUUUUGAUGAGAGUUUGUUUAUCUCUCUCUCUAUAUAUGGCAAAUGUGUCCAAGCCAUUCAUACUAGGAAAAGAAAAGAUGCAAACUUUUUAGGUAUCUUGUAUGUCUUUCGCUAUUAAAUUCAUUUUUAGUUAUUAAUUCGUUCUUUUAUAUCCAAUGAAUUUGUUGUAAUUGUAGCAAAGAGAUUAAGUAAAA
This is a messenger RNA of Arachis duranensis, 779 nucleotides long. RefSeq names its product protein VASCULATURE COMPLEXITY AND CONNECTIVITY. The coding region runs from base 61 to 549 and encodes 162 amino acids. The record is from RefSeq and is a predicted model, not a curated record. Lineage: Eukaryota; Viridiplantae; Streptophyta; Magnoliopsida; Fabales; Fabaceae. The transcript is spliced from 3 exons.